CUGUUUGUUUGUUUGUUUGUUUGUUCUCUCUCUCUCUCAAAAUUUAUAUAUGUUCGUCGUCUUCUCAAAAUCUUCCCUUUUUACUGUAAUUUCUUCUCUUUUUGAAAUCUUUCUUCUUCUUCUUCUUCUUCUUCCAUUCUUCUUCCCGUAAAUCGCCCCCCAUUCCCUUUCUUCUUCCAUUUGUCAAUUUCAAAUCCAAAUCCAAAACCCCUUUUCUCUUUUUCAUCUCAAAUCUCCUUCUUUUAUGGAGAACGAAGCCGCCACCACCACUACCGCCACCAAACUUGGUUCUGAUGGAGUCAAGCCAACCCCCGCCGCCUCCUCCGAUAAUGAUCAAAACCCCAAUUCCAAUUCCAAUUCUAAUUCCAAUCCACCCCCUACCUCUGUUUCUGACCCCCAGAAUGACACUACUGGAUCCGACUCCACCUCCCUUCAAACCCCUUCUCGCCACUCCUCUAGAACUCCCUUCACUAAUCUCACCCAGGUCGAUGCGGACCUUGCCCUCGCUCGUACCCUUCAAGAACAGGAAAGGGCAUAUCUGAUGCUUAGAAUGACAAGUGAGGGGAGUGAUUUUGGAAGUUGGGAAGCUGGAAGUUAUGUAUUAGAUGAUGAGGAUGGUUUUGGUGAUCCCCAUGAUCAUACAGAAUCUGAUGGGGAUGAUGAUGAGUUUGAUGGAACAGAUGUCAAUGAUGAAGACGAUGUGUUUGAUGUGCACGCACAUGAAGAUGGUGGAGAGCAUAACAACUCCAACUUUGAACUUGAUCCAGGUAAUUUUUCAAGUGACGAGGCCUAUGCUAGAGCCCUACAAGAUGCUGAAGACAGAGAAAUGGCCGCCAGAUUAUUGGCCCUUGCUGGAUUACAAGAUCAUGACGCAGAUGACACAGAUGAUCAAGGUGAAAACUCCCAGGAUACAUGGGAGGACGUCGACCCAGAUGAACUAUCGUAUGAGGAGUUGCUUGCAUUGGGUGAAGUGGUAGGAACUGAAAGUAGAGGGCUAUCUGCUGAUACAAUUGCUUCUCUACCCUCCAUAAACUUCAAGGCAGGGAGCGAUCAGACUGGAAGCAACGAUUCGUGUGUCAUUUGUCGAUUGGAUUUCGAGGACGGUGAAACCUUGACUGUUCUCUCUUGCAAACACUCCUACCACUCUGACUGCAUAACUAAUUGGUUAAAAAUAAACAAGGUCUGCCCUGUUUGCAGUGCUGAAGUCUCCACAGCUACCGGAAGCAGUUAGUCGUAGCAUGUAGUAUUAUUGAAUGUACUAAACGAAACAUUUUACAUAUAAGUUAAAAUCAAGAAGGAUCUUAAUUUCUGUUUUCAUCAUUUUGGAAGUACCAAUGUCUACGGAAAAUGUGUAUGGUGGGUCAUCGUACAAUCUCAGGUUUCGUUCUGUAAACCAAACCUAGGAAAUUAGUUUUGCCUUGUUCUUGUUCAGCAUAUAUGAAUCUAUUUUUUUUCCU
Cucumis melo (muskmelon) is the source of this 1457-nucleotide messenger RNA. RefSeq names its product E3 ubiquitin ligase BIG BROTHER-related. The record is from RefSeq and is a predicted model, not a curated record. The transcript has 7 exons. Lineage: Eukaryota; Viridiplantae; Streptophyta; Magnoliopsida; Cucurbitales; Cucurbitaceae. The coding region runs from base 245 to 1231 and encodes 328 amino acids.